This is a messenger RNA of Hibiscus syriacus, 1388 nucleotides long. Its product is annotated as folate transporter 1, chloroplastic-like. Gene Ontology annotation, molecular function: folic acid transmembrane transporter activity; FAD transmembrane transporter activity. Bases 282 to 683 code for a protein of 133 amino acids. The transcript has 9 exons. Gene Ontology annotation, biological process: folate import into mitochondrion; nucleotide transport. Gene Ontology annotation, cellular component: chloroplast envelope. The record is from RefSeq and is a predicted model, not a curated record. NCBI's taxonomy places the organism in Eukaryota, Viridiplantae, Streptophyta, Magnoliopsida, Malvales, Malvaceae.
AUAUGUCUUCUUCUAUGGCAGAGCUAAACAAAGGUAUUCUAAAAACAGAGAGGAGAAGCUUAGCUCUGGUCUUCAUCUUGCGUCUGCUGCAGAAGCUGGACCUUUGCCUUUUUCAGGUUUCCUUGUGCACAAAUCCUAUAUGGCUUAUUAAAACAAGAUUGCAGCUUCAGAAUCCUCUAAAUCAAAAUUGACGUUAUGCUGGUAUAUAUGAUGCCUUAAGAACAAUACUGAGAGAGGAAGGAUGGACUGCACUUUAUAAAGGACUUGGUCCUGGUCUCUUGAUGGUCUCUCAUGGAGCUAUUCAGUUCACAGCAUAUGAGGAACUGCGUAGGAUAAUGGUUGAUUAUAAAACAAGAAAACAGAAAUCUGAAAGUGCCAGUAAUUUGUUGAACUCAUUUGACUACGCUUUGCUUGGGGGGUCAUCUAAAAUUGCCGCCAGUCUUGUUCCAUAUCCAUUUCAGGUUAUUCGAACUCCAACUCAGCAAAGACCUAGUGACGAGGGAAUUCCAAGAUAUAUGAACAGUUGGCAUGUUGUGAAGGAAACAGCACGGUUUGAGGGUCUUCAUGGAUUUUACAAAGGGAUAACCCCGAACCUUCUGAAAAAUGUUCCUGCUUCUUCGAUAACAUUUAUUGUUUACGAAAAUGUAUUCAAAUUGUUAAGACCGUUAAGAAAGAAUGGUUGAAGAAGGCGUCAACGUCAACAAUGAAUGCAUGGGGUUGAGAAGGAAGAAAGAUUCAGGACACAUCAACUUAAUUAAAGUACAAAUAUCACAACUUAUUUUGGCAAUAUUAUUCACCCGUGAGAUAUACAUUUCGAUCAUCUUAUUCUACGGCUAUAUCAAAUUCGAUGUAUGCUGUCAGAAGCCAUGCCAUUUGUUAGCCAAAUCAAUGGUCUUCAUGGAAACUGCUUGGAUCUUCCCUUUCCCAUUUUCAGCUCAGUUUAUGAAAUCGACACUGGAUGUGGGAAAAUGAAGACUACUCGAUCGUGUUUGUUUUCCCUGCUCCAGGCUUUAUGAAUCGAGAGAGUGUGGAAGAACUUUAUACGGGUUGAGUAUCCCAUUGGGGUCAAGCAGUUUUUUUAUGGAACCCAUCGUUUUUACCUAUCAAAACAAAUUCUCGAUUUAGACGCCUUGAAGCAACCAUGACCGGAAGAAACAAAAUUAGCAGGCAGAACGUUGUAGUAUUUUUUUUUGUUUAGAAGAAAACUCACGGUUUCUGGAGAUUUGCUGUAAUAAAUCUUGUUAGCUUUCAUCAGUCCCAGGCCAUGUUCGGCACUGAUACUCCCCCGGUGCUUAGAUGUCCAUUCGUAGACAUAGGGUUCGAUUUGUUCUAAAAUCUGUGCAAUAUAUUGCAGAUGCUUAAUAAAAAUAUUGAAGCAUUUCAAGUUU